AUGUCUAACUAUCUGUUAGGAAUAUCAGCAUGUAUCCCGAAAAACUGCUACAAAAGAGUUUUGGAGAAUUACAAUCCAAAGAUUAUUUGGCAUUCAAUUCAAUCCGUUAUUCCAACCUUAUUUGCUAUUUUAAACGGUGCAGUGGACUAUUUUAAAAACAUCAUGAAUACAUCCUCCGUCUUCGAUGCUACCAAACGCACCUAUUACAUUGACAUGAGCGCUCUCAUGCAUUCAUCACUAGUCCUUUUUUAUAAUAUAUUUUCAUCUGUGGAUUUUAUGAAAACAUCCAAAGAUGGUUCAGAAGAGGAAGAAAGAUCUCAUCAUUUAAAAAUGGAACGUCGAAAAUCACUUAUGGAGAAGUUGGAAAGAGCGAUGAUUGAUGCUGCUGUCGUUGAAGAUACACAAGGAGUAGAUGAUGCAGAGGAUGUUGUUUCCAACUAUUUUAUAAGUUUUUCCGAAAUCGUUCCCACACUGGACUGUGCUGUUUCUCUACUUCAGUUACUUUCCUGUGAUUUCAUUGAUGAACGACAGAAAUCCAAAGUUGCAAAAUCAGCACUUGCGUAUUUAAAAAGAGAAUGGUCUGAUGUAGAGGAAAGACCGGUGAAAGGUGCAAUAUUUAAUCAAGCGGUUGCAAAUAUUUUGAGAUUAUAUCUUUCAUUUCGGGAACAAACUGAGCGACUUUCUGCGAUUCAGUGGCUGUUAGCAAAUAAAGUAUCUGAGUUAGUUCCAGAAGAUGAGCGGCGACGAAGUAAAAUUUCAUCGUUAGAAUCAUGUCACGACAAGGAUUUGAAUGAUGAUGAAAGAUCUCUUUUUAUGUGUUUUAGCAAAACUACUUUUGCUUCCGUUUAUAAAGUUUUGUUCUGUUCACUGAAUGAAACUAUCAAAAAUGUUUUGUCAUUGCAAGCGAUUGAGAGGGGCAAAUUACAGCAUGAUGAAUGCCUUGCAUUUUGGAAGGUUGCCACUAGUAGUUUCUGUUUAUUAACUCUACUAAUUCGUGUCAAGGAGCUGCGGAAUGCUAGUGUAUUGUUAACUGCUGCACGUGAAGGACGGUCAUUUUUGCAGAGUUUUGUUGUCAAGAGUUCUUUUAUGUAUUUGCUAUCUGAUGAAUCCAGAUUUGCGAGAUAUGGUGCAGAAGCAACUGCCAUUCUUAAAACGGUACAGAUUGGUAAUCGUUCAUUACAGAAUAUGAGUGCUCAUGCAAAGAGUACCAAAUGCACAUCACUACUGAAGUUGUUACCUCAGCUGAGAGCAACAUCAGAGCAGUUUAUUAGAACAGUUCAUCAAUUGAUGAUUGGUGUCGACUGUGAUAGUGCAUUUCAAAUUGGACUGUUAAAGAGCAGGAAUUUAGAUGGUGAAGAACUGAAAGAAGUGGAAAUGGAAGUAGCAGAUUCUGGUGCUGAUGAUUCACAACAGGGUUCCGCAACUGGUGAAGAUGGGAACGGUGAUAUGGAACUUAUAGAGGAACAAAGCGAUACAGAUAUGGAUCUGAAUGAUGAUAGUCCAAUUUUUAGUUUUCUUUUCUCUUGCCGCUUUUUAAAUGAACAUUCCACAUUUUUUUUUUUUUUUUUUUGUGUAUGUUGA
This is a messenger RNA of Brugia pahangi, 1581 nucleotides long. NCBI's taxonomy places the organism in Eukaryota, Metazoa, Nematoda, Chromadorea, Rhabditida, Onchocercidae. The record is from the annotation of a GenBank genome assembly.